Fulmarus glacialis (Northern fulmar) is the source of this 2887-nucleotide messenger RNA. It is a transcript of the gene MAGI1, whose product is annotated as membrane associated guanylate kinase, WW and PDZ domain containing 1. The annotation marks the transcript as partial. The transcript is spliced from 19 exons. Gene Ontology annotation, cellular component: cytoplasm. Gene Ontology annotation, biological process: signal transduction. The record is from RefSeq and is a predicted model, not a curated record. NCBI's taxonomy places the organism in Eukaryota, Metazoa, Chordata, Aves, Procellariiformes, Procellariidae. Gene Ontology annotation, molecular function: protein binding.
AACAAAGACCUGAGACAUUAUCUCAACCAGAGGUUUCAGAAAGGAUCGCCGGAUCACGAUCUGCAGCAGACUAUUAGAGAUAACCUUUAUCGCCAUGCUGUGCCUUGCACAACCCGCCCUCCAAGAGAAGGAGAAGUGCCUGGUGUGGACUAUAACUUUCUGACUGUGGAGGAGUUUCUGGAGUUGGAGCGAAGUGGGACCCUUCUGGAAGUAGGAACUUACGAAGGUAACUAUUAUGGAACGCCCAAGCCUCCCAGCCAGCCCCUCAGUGGGAAAGUGACUUCCACCGAUGCUUUGCAAAACCUGCAGUCUGGCUCCAAGCAGUCGACUCCAAAGCGAACCAAGUCUUACAAUGAUAUGCAAAAUGCUGGCAUAGUGCAUACAGAGAAUGAGGAAGAGGAUGAUGUACCUGAAAUGAGCAGUAGCUUCACAGCAGAGUCUGGUGACCAAGACGAGCAUAAUACGCGUAUCGUAAGAGAGACAGCCCCACCGUCCGCGAUUGAUAGCCACACCAACGUUCCCACCACGGAACCAUCUCAGAACCUCCCUCAAUACCUACCUCCUUCUGCCGAGGAUAACCUAGGUCCUCUGCCGGAAAACUGGGAGAUGGCCUACACCGAGAACGGAGAAGUCUAUUUUAUAGACCAUAACACAAAAACAACAUCUUGGCUAGAUCCACGGUGCCUGAACAAACAGCAGAAGCCUCUAGAAGAAUGUGAAGAUGAUGAAGGGGUACACACGGAGGAACUGGACAGUGAACUAGAGUUGCCUGCUGGUUGGGAGAAAAUUGAGGAUCCCGUAUAUGGUGUCUACUAUGUAGACCACAUCAACCGGAAGACACAAUAUGAAAACCCAGUUCUUGAAGCGAAGAGGAAGAAACAGCUUGAGCAACAGCAACAGCCACCAGAAGAAUGGACAGAGGAGUGUCCAUCUCUCCCACCACCCGCUGCUCCAAACCAUGUUUCAAACAACCAGGAGGCAGUUCGGGAAGCACCAGUGCAAGGAAAACCUUUUUUUACACGAAACCCUUCUGAGUUGAAAGGGAAGUUCAUCCACACCAAGCUAAGGAAAAGCAGCAGGGGUUUUGGCUUCACUGUCGUUGGAGGGGAUGAGCCGGAUGAAUUUCUCCAAAUCAAAAGUUUGGUGCUUGACGGCCCCGCAGCACUGGAUGGCAAAAUGGAAACAGGGGACGUCAUAGUCAGCGUGAACGAUACCUGUGUGCUGGGGCACACUCACGCUCAAGUUGUGAAGAUCUUCCAGUCCAUCCCCAUCGGUGCCAGCGUGGACCUUGAACUGUGCCGAGGCUACCCACUGCCCUUUGAUCCCGAUGAUCCCAACACGAGCCUGGUUACGUCCGUGGCAAUUUUGGACAAAGAGCCGAUCAUUGUGAACGGGCAGGAAAAUUACGACUCCCCUGCGAGCCACAGUAGUAAAACAGGGAAAGUAAAUGGCACAAAGGAAGCAAGACCCAGCAGCCCGGCUGAGGUCUCUUCCAACGGACCCCAUGGUUACCCCAAUGACACGGUCUCUUUGGCAUCUUCGAUAGCAACACAACCUGAACUCAUAACUGUGCAUAUAGUGAAAGGGCCUAUGGGCUUUGGGUUUACUAUAGCAGACAGUCCCGGUGGGGGUGGCCAAAGAGUGAAACAAAUUGUGGACAGCCCACGGUGCCGCGGCCUGAAGGAGGGCGAUCUUAUAGUCGAAGUCAACAAGAAGAAUGUGCAGAGCCUCACUCACAACCAGGUGGUGGAUAUGCUGAUUGAAUGUCCUAAGGGAAGCGAAGUCACGUUGCUGGUGCAGCGAGGAGGACUGCCGGUCCCAAAGAAGAGCCCAAAGUCGCAACCACUUGAAAGGAAAGACAGCCAAAACAGUUCUCAGCAUAGCGUCUCCAGCCACCGCAGCGGGCACACCGCUUCCCCCAUUCACAGCACGCAGGUGCUGCCGGACUACACCGCCGCGGAGGCGCCGGCUGCGGAUCAACCGGACAGUUCUGGGCAGAAAAAGCCAGAUCCAUUCAAAAUCUGGGCCCAGUCCAGGAGCAUGUAUGAAAGCCGACCUAUGUCACCUUCGCCUGCAACUGGACUGAGCAAGGGUGAGAGAGAGAGAGAAAUCAAUUCCACGAGUUUUGGAGAAUGUCAAGUUCCAGAUUACCAAGAGCAGGAUAUCUUUCUAUGGAGAAAGGAAACCGGUUUUGGAUUUAGGAUUCUAGGUGGAAAUGAGCCUGGAGAACCUAUUUACAUCGGCCACAUUGUACCGCUGGGUGCUGCUGAUGCUGACGGCCGCCUGAGAUCGGGUGAUGAACUGAUCUGUGUGGAUGGGACGCCUGUUGUCGGGAAAUCGCACCAGCUUGUCGUCCAGCUUAUGCAACAGGCAGCCAAACAAGGUCAUGUCAAUCUGACCGUCAGGCGCAAAGUGGUUUACACAGUUCCCAAGGCAGAGAAUGAAGUCCCGUCCCCAGCCUCUUCCCACCACAGCAGCAACCAGCCGGCCUCACUUACGGAGGAGAAGCGAACGCCGCAGGGCAGCCAGAACUCCCUCAACACUGUCAGCUCGGGCAGCGGCAGCACCAGUGGCAUCGGCAGUGGUGGUGGCGGGGGCAGCGGUGUCGUCAGCGCCGUGGUCCAGCCCUACGAUGUGGAAAUCCGCCGCGGCGAAAACGAGGGGUUUGGCUUUGUCAUCGUCUCGUCGGUGAGCAGGCCAGAGGCGGGGACGACGUUUGGUCGGAUAAUUGAAGGGAGUCCCGCAGACCGCUGUGGCAAGCUGAAAGUAGGCGAUCGGAUCUUGGCUGUGAAUGGGUGCUCCAUCACCAACAAGUCGCAUUCAGACAUCGUCAACCUCAUUAAGGAAGCGGGAAACACCGUUACCCUGCGCAUCAUUCCAGGAGAUG